AUGGCUGCUGAAAGCUUGUGCUCACUUUUAAUCCAUGAAGAUGUCAACAUUUAUGAUGCUAUUAGUUCAGUAAAUUUUGCAAAAAUACUUGCUAAUGGUACUUCUGAUGCUGUUAGAGUAUCACUUGUCAAUCGUAUUACUUAUGGUUAUAUAACACCAAUUAUUAUAUCUUUUGGUAUUAUCGGAGAUAUAAUGACGGUUGCAACACUAACGCAUCCAUUGUUAAGGCGAUCUACUAUUAUUUACACGUACCUCACGUUAUUAGGUGUUACUGAUUUGGCAAUUAGCUUGCAAUCAACUCUUAUUUCUGUCAUACCUAUGAUUCUGUGGUUGCUUGACUGUCGUUUCUGCUCUUACCAAUCAGCACUUUACUAUGCUCAUAUUGGCUUCCCUUUGGCGAAUGCAUUUAUGGGUGCGAGUGUUUGGAUUUUAGUGUUUUUAACAAUGAGCCAGUUUAUGGCUGUUUGCCAUCCAUUUCAUUACUGUUACCUCAGGUCACGAAAAAUGUGCUUUUUGUUAGUUCUCAUAGCAUAUGUAAUUAAUUUUUGUAUUUAUGCUCCAUGGGCUGUGAAAAAGGUUCUUUAUGAAGUACCAUAUGGUAUUGCUCCAUGUCAGUUUGUCAUAUGUGACCGUAAAAUUGAAAGUUGGUAUAAAAUAUAUGAAUGGUGCCGUGAAACGAUAAGUCGUUUGUUACCUUUUGUCUUGGUGGCCUAUUUUAAUUCAAAAAUUUUAAUUACAUAUCGAAAUACAAAAAAAGACCGUUUUCAACGAUUAGCCUCCAACAAACAAAAAAUUUCGAUUAAAAGUGAACAAGAAGAAAGACGAUUAUUUAAAUUAUUAUUCUCGAUAAUAAUAAUAUUUUUUGUUUGCACAAUACCUGCAGCUCCACUAACGAUAUUCGUUUCUGAUAAGCAAUCUUUUAAUUUACCAUUUCAGGUUAGACAUUCUGAAUUCAGCUUGCCAAUUUAA
This is a messenger RNA of Thelazia callipaeda (thelaziosis nematode), 969 nucleotides long. The record is from the annotation of a GenBank genome assembly. Lineage: Eukaryota; Metazoa; Nematoda; Chromadorea; Rhabditida; Thelaziidae.